Anisakis simplex (herring worm) is the source of this 198-nucleotide messenger RNA. NCBI's taxonomy places the organism in Eukaryota, Metazoa, Nematoda, Chromadorea, Rhabditida, Anisakidae. The record is from the annotation of a GenBank genome assembly.
AUGCCCACAAAACCGCAAAACGCGAAACAGCUACGUGCAGAGGGCGAACUGUUGGCUAAAGCCACACUGCGUAUGGCCAAAUGGCUAUCGAAAGAUUCGUCACUGAUCGGUGUGGCUGGAAGUAGAUGUCAACGCAUUGCGUGGCAUAUGUUUGCGGCAGAACAGAGCAGUUUACCUGCUCUAAGUAGUAGUGGUUAG